ACAGUGUCAUCCGGACAGCUACAGUUCAGACGGCAAAAAGCAUUUUGGAUCGGGGCGUCAAAAGGCUUGUCCCACUGCCAAUUCAACCCGAUCUCGAGAAACCCGAACAACUAGCCACCGAGACGAAAUAAGAUGGGAACUUCAACCACACCUCGCUAGUUUGAUCGGUACCCUCUCAACGGGGGGAGAAUGUUACGCCAUGCGGCUUACCAUAGGUCAUAUUCUUAACUAUCGAUCGCGGCACUAUAAUGUCGCAGACGGACCGUCGCGUCUGCCCGGCAAACAAACAUUGUAGUGGCAAGCGCAUGAUUCAUUAAGCAGGGCGACUUCCAGAAACGUCGACUCGUGGUCGUUAUUUUACCUCGCGUAAAAGAAUGUGGCGUGAUCCGAACGUAGUGGGGGUCGCCUUCCAGAAAAAACGAAAAAAAUCGAAAGGCGUUCAGAACUUUUCGAGAAGUCGAACCGUCAACACAGGUGGCGCUUGGCCAUGAAUCGCUGCAUUAGGUUUUCGUAAUCCCCGAAACCCAGACAAACCACUAUGGAAGUGCGGAGGUUCCCUGAUAUCGGCUAGGCAUGUUUUGACCGCAGCACAUUGUGCACAUAUGGAUGGAAUAGAAAACAUACACAAUCAUAAUAUUGCCAUUCUUAGAUUGGUGGAGGAGGUGCCAUUUUCGAGGUACGUAUAUCCCAUUUGUACGAAAGAGCCCCUACGAAAGAGCAACUUCGUCGGCUAUAACCCCCUUGUUGCUGGAUCGGGAGCAUUAAGAUAUAGACGACCACGACGUAAUGCAUUAAUGGAAGUACAAAUGCCAGUGAUUAAGAACGCCGAAUGCAAAAUAGCUUAUUCCAAAUUUCCUAAUGCACCUGAUAUCACUGAUGGUAUAAUAUGCGCCGAACAUGCUCAGGGUGGAGAGGAUUCUUGUACGGUAAUUAAGUUACAGAGUUACUACAAACUAUACGGUAUCUGAAGACACGUCGAUUCGAAUUAACAUCAAAUCGACGUCUUAAACAUUAAAAAUAAUAGAUAAACACAAUUUAAUAGUUUUGCCCACUUCUCACACCU
Molecule: messenger RNA, 1063 nt
Organism: Bombus huntii
Lineage: Eukaryota; Metazoa; Arthropoda; Insecta; Hymenoptera; Apidae
Product: venom serine protease Bi-VSP-like
Exons: 4
Coding region: 603-968 (121 amino acids)
Biological process (GO): proteolysis
Molecular function (GO): serine-type endopeptidase activity
Source: RefSeq, a predicted model, not a curated record